This is a messenger RNA of Temnothorax curvispinosus, 5680 nucleotides long. RefSeq names its product USP6 N-terminal-like protein (gene RN-tre). NCBI's taxonomy places the organism in Eukaryota, Metazoa, Arthropoda, Insecta, Hymenoptera, Formicidae. The record is from RefSeq and is a predicted model, not a curated record. The coding region runs from base 358 to 2079 and encodes 573 amino acids. The transcript has 8 exons.
UAGAAGGGGGGGUUAGCCGCCGCUGGUGUCUUCGUCGAGGAGGAGCAGAGAGGCGAGCGGCCCGAGGAGUUCAAAUGUGUCGCGUGCACCGUCUGCACCUCCUGGCCAGCGAGAAACCGGACAGCUCCAUUUCGCGCCUGCCCGGCCACCCGGUAGUCGCGCGUCGAGCUUAACCGCGACGGGCCCAUCAGUCGUGCGUGGUCGCCGAUGUGACGUUUUAACGGCGAAAUCUGUUACGUUCCGGGCGGCGCGGACGCCGAGGAGAUACACAUGAAGCUGCUUGGCUGGACGCUGGUAGAGAGGUUCAUUAACGAAACGGCAUGCUUGUAAGAGUCUGGCCGCGCACCGUCACGUGGGAUGAAUGAGGAAGAAUUGUUGAAACGGUCUGCCGCAGAGCGCGAUAGGAUUUUCAGUUGCUAUGAUCGCGGACGGGAGGGCGCCGAGAUUGAUCCCUGGGAGGAUCCCGCCUACGAGGUUUAUCACACUACGGAUAGAUAUGGAUUCAUACACGAUAAGAGAUUACCACAGAAGCCGGAUUCGUAUCAGGUCAAGUUACACCAUGUGGAGAUGGAGAGACUGAAGAAAUGGGAGAAGAUGACGAAGCAGUGGGACAGUGCCUCGACCAAGGAGAAACUGCGCCGUAGAAUAUACAAAGGGAUUCCUAACAGAUUUCGCGGUCAAGUAUGGACCCUACUUCUAGGCAUAAAGACCCUGAAGAAGGAGCAGGCGGGCAAGUACGAGGAGAUGCUGCAGUUGGCUCGCCAGUGGUCCACGGAGAUACGGCAGAUCGAUGCCGACGUCGCCAGACAAUACAGAGAUCAUAUUAACUAUAGAGAGAGAUAUAGCAUAAAACAAAAGUCCAUGUUUUACGUACUGGCCGCCUACAGUAUGUACAACAUGGAGGUAGGAUAUUGCCAAGGAAUGUCCGUAUUAGCCGGUCUGCUGUUGCUUUACAUGGACGAGGAAGACGCUUUCUGGGGCCUUUCUGUGUUACUUGCCGAUCAAAAAUACAGCAUGCACGGCUUUUACGUCGAUGGAUUUCCAAAAUUAAACCGCUUCAUAGAGCACCAUGACAAGAUAAUGAACAAAUUUUUGCCGAAACUGAAAAGGAAGAUGGACAAAUGUGGCUGCGAUUCCAUACUUUAUGCGUUGAAGUGGUUCUUUGUUGUCUUUCAGGAAAGAACUCCCGUUAGUCUCGGUCUUCGUAUUUGGGACAUAUUUCUGUUGGAUGGUGACCGUAUUUUGCCGGCAAUGGCGUAUACCGUGAUGAAACUGCAUAAGCGCUAUCUGAUCCCGAUGGAGAGCCUCGACGAAUUCUGCAACUAUCUGCAGAUUAAGCUGGAGAAGGAUUUUUGCUUCGAUGAUGACGCCGUGAUAAGCGCGAUGGAGCGCAGUAUGGAAGAGUUAAAGCGUGCCAAAUUAGAUUACCCGGGUGCCCCGUUGCCGCACGAACUUCCCCGUUACCCGUUUGGCACUUUCCAGGAGCCUACUUUUACCAACAAGGUUGGGAGACGAAGCGAAGAGUUUAGCGAGGCUCAGCAUGUAAUGCGAGAGUCCGUGGCGCAGCGCAGGGACAUGGCACUGAUCGACGACGGCAGGGAGAGUACGACGCCUGUCGAACCGACCAGUGGCCUUGGCGGAAGCAAAUUCUCCUUCGAUCCAAGUCUCGACGAGAACGCGUCCCCCGGCUCUCGUCGGUCGUUAGCCGAGACGUCGGUGACGUCGACAGCCGAUUUGUCGGUGUUCAGCUCGGCGACACGUUCCCAGGCCCUGGACAACAGCCUGGACACCCAGAGCAAUAUCUCGAACGCGAGCUCGGGCAGCGGCGGCCUGCCGACGCCGCGGGCGACGCCGCAUCAGCCCAGCCCGGACGUGGUGCGAAUCUACGUGCCGUACACGUCGCCCACGUACACGUCGUCGGCGGUGGCCUCCUAUAAGGACGACCUGCCGCGCACACUGCCCCGCUCUUUGGACACCAACAAGAUCCGCAUCCGCGUCGAUCCAGAUCAGACGCCCAUCGUCGAAAACCUGAAGCCGUUCACGCUCGAGAGUCCGGAAGUAGAGCUGGAUUUGAAGUAGAGUGAGUCGAGCGAGCUACACGCGAACGUGAAGUCGUAAAUGGCCGUUGAUGUACGUACGAUAGUUUUGGCGUCCUGGAAGUCGCGCGUUCCCGGCCAAGAGAAAAAGGCAAUGCCAUGACAUUAAAGUCAUCUGUUCAAAAGAAAUACCGCUCUUUUUCUUUUUAAGUGGUUGAUCGGAUAUUGGAUAUUAGUGUCGCCAAAUAUAAUUAGUAUUUUUAAAAUUCUAAUUCUUAGCGUGUAUUUAACAUAUUUUCUUUUACCUCUCUUGGAAAGCUGACACGAAUCUCUUAAAUAUAUAUGUCGAAGAUUUAAUAAGAUAAAACAUUUGCAUGAGUCUUGAGUAUAUGACUGAGGUAUUUUUCAAGAGAAAAAUUCGCGACUUCUGGCACACCCUGUUAUAUCCUGCAACAUUCUGCGCGUAUGUGACAGAAGGAACAAUGACAAAUACGAAAGCUAUUGUGUUAAAUCUCAAGAGAUCUCUUUAUAUAGAAAGCGUCAAUUGAUGAAUUAAGAUUUAGAAGUGAGAGAAAAAUUAACGAUGUACCCCGUUUCUAGAACGUAAUCUUAAAUACUUAUUAACUACGAUAUAAUCUUUGAUAUUCGUUAUUCUUAUAAAUUGCAUUUCAAUUUAAAAAUGUUGUAAAGUUGCAAGAUCAAUUGUAUCUCAAUUUUAGAGAGGAUCUAUAAAAAAAAAAAUCGACAAUUACAUUCCACAACUUACGGAGGUUCAAAGAGAUUGAAGAUAUAAAUGUUUCAAUUUAAGAAAUGUUAAGCGGGACGGAACUUAUAAUACUUCAAUUUAUCAAGAUCGAUAAAUGAACGAAAUGUUGUCGCUGCAUUUUGGCCUAAUUUACGUUUCAUGAGUGCGUUAUAUAUAGUAUCUUUCCAUAGACACAGCAGAAAUAGAUGAAGCAAUGCAUUCCUGAACUGAUGUCGACGAAUGAUCGGAGUGCGACAGAACAGAAAGUAUAGCGAAGAGAAGUCUCUUCAGUUCUUCGUACAAUAUCACAAUUUUAAGCGAAAUAAUAAUUCUAUUAUUUGCCUUACUCUUUACAAUCGUUAUAUAGUAAAAAUGACAGAGUUCACAUAUUUGUUUUCAAUGUUGAUGUUCCGAAUGCAAUCGUACCGCUAUAUUUCAAUUAAAUUGAUAGUAAUAAAUACCUAUUUAUGAAAAAAAAUGUACUGAUCGGCAUAUAAUCGCGUACAUUGUCGUGGCAUUUUCUUAAUGCUAUCAAUAUUAUCAUGUCUAUGAUCAAUGAUGCAUAGCUUGCCCGAUCUCGUUGUCAAACAAUUUACACGUAAAGACAAACAGAACGUCCAUAUAUUUCCUGUCCAUAUAUUUUUAUCGCACUUUUCACCAUUCGUUGGCAUAAUGUUCUUUUAGGGAGAGAUGGACAAUGCUUCGUUUAUUCGUAUUACGUCCACGGUUCUCUCUUAUAUUUAUCACGCAGUUUUAUUUGCAGUUAUUUCGUUUUUGGUCCUACGAGGACAAAAGAACGCUACCACAGUAUAUUGAAUCGUUAUUAAGAAUUAAGGCGUAGAAGAUCCCGCUGUAUAUAAAACAAAGAUGUACCUAGAGGCAAAUUCAUUUUUUUACUAACUAUAUAUUGUAAAGAAUUGAGUUCCGUUAGAUAGAUACAUAAUCGAUAGAUAUAAAUCUCGUUAAGCUCUAAUAUAACCGAAAUUUUGUAACGUAGCUACAUAAGAAAAAAUAGAUUUGUCUCUGGAUGUGAUGCGUUUCGCUACUAAAAUUUCUGGUCAAGAUCACGCCACAGUGAUUUCGUUUUGUUUCCGUUAAAUUUAUAGAUUAAAACUUCGUCGAUGACGAUUUAUCUUACGGGCAACCGUAAGCUGGUAAACGAAUUUAUUAGCACACUUCUCAGUGAUGGGAAAAUGUAUUGCUUAUUUAUGCGCUCACGAGCCAAUUGUAUCUGCCUCGAGAGAAAAAAACCUACUCAUACUAUUAAGUAUUAUGCUGCCUUGGUAAUAUCUCUUUACUUUAAGUUUGUUCUCUCUUUCAUCUUCUCAUUUUCUUUUCUCGCAAUUAUUCCCGUAUGUUGUAAGAAAGAUACUUUUGUACAUACGCAUAAUAUUUACAUAUUUAAAGAACGAAAUGGAAGAAAGGAUUUUAUGUCAAAAAGCGAAUAAAACUCCUCAAAUGUAGUCGAGGUCAAGCUCCUCGUGUCGUAGAAUGUGAAUACUGAACAGUUUUCGAUUUGUGCUCCACCGAAAGCAUUUGUAUUAUUUGAUUGUAAGCAUCGCAUUUGGAUGUGUGCCCCUUGCUUUCGAUUUCGCCAACAUUCCCGAAAACGCGCGCCGUAUUCCUCGAUGUAUAUAGCCUUGCGGAUAGAGAGCCUAAAAAAAAAAAAAAUAGUUAUCCCCAUGCGUAAACGCGGACUCGGCAAACAAUCGAUUGUUAUACCUAAUAAUAAUAGCGUAAGAAAAGCGAUGUUGAUUAAAUAAAUAUUAAAUGUUGAUCGUCCGGAUCUUUAUCGUGUUACGCAAUAACAGGUUGAUAGAAUUAAAAUAAUCUAUCAUAAGUUCCUCUCCGAUUAUUUUUGACGCGAUUCGGAACAGUUGUAACAACGAUGGCCUUACUUUCGAUUAGUUCAGCGAGAAAAAGAUUUCUCGAGUGGCGCGACAGCGAAACAUUACGCCUCAGAUUAAUUCAAAUACAGUUUUCGUUUAUUGUUUUUUUUUCUUCAAGUUAGACUGUCUCGUAGAGACUAAGCUUUUGUUGAGAUGUGUAAAAUAAUGCAAUAUCUUGCCAGGCAUGACAUAAAUAAUGCAAUUAAUAAAGAACUAGUGAGAAAAAUGUUAAACAGAAGUUAGAUAUAGCGCUGAUCGGUGUUGCAACGCGUUCAUGUAACCUGCUUGAGAAAAUCAAACUCGAUAUAGUCAACCGAGUCACUAGGAAGAAAAAUGUAUUAAGCAAGAGACCUUACAAAAGCGUACGAGAAUUGUUAUACACUGGUAGAUCAGAGUCUGUGACCGACAAUGCUGAUAAUGCCUAUAGCAUGUAGUUACAAAUCUCGAACACAACACGCGUUUCUCAUUAAUUACAUCUUAUCUGGUAGAGUUGUAUAAAUAAAUUUGAUAACUGGCGUCAAGGUACGAAAGAUACCGGCGAAAUACGCGUUGAUCUCUGUCAUGAUGCAACGAUAUUAUUCAUUUCGCGUUAUCCAAGUAUAAUUUAGUUCUUAAGAGGCAAUUCUCCGAAGCGACGACCAAUUAUCACUGCAUUUAUCCGAUCGUGAGCGAGACGAUAAAUUUCGAUAGGUAUAUAAAUACGAUAAAGUAAUUUAACCGGUGCGAGAAGAGUAAAAGCAAUCACUUUAUUAUUAGGUCACAAAUGCGAACAUUUGUUACUUUACUCGAAUCUAGGAGUAAUUUCGAGAGUCCCCGCUUCAAUAGAUUUAAUUAGAAAUAAUUUAAGUGCGCAUGAAUUUUUUUUAUAAUUAUACAUAAAUACAGCAUGUCCAGAAGUUAUUCUCUGCUUCUUAACAGAGCUUUCUUGCAAAUAUCUGAGAAUUUGGCGAAAUACAAUAGAAAAAUUAAUGUCAAUUGCAUUUUACAUCUGCAAAAAAAAAAAAAAAAAA